AUGUUGUGCUCCAAACUGCCUGUCUACAACACAUUACCAGGACUGCCUGUCUACAACACAUUACCAGGACUGCAUGUCUACAACACAUUACCAGGACUGCCUGUCUACAAAACAUUACCAGGACUGUAUGUCUACAACACAUUACCAGGACUGUCUGUCUACAACACAUUACCAGGACUGUAUGUCUACAACGCAUUACCAGGACUGCCUGUCUACAACACAUUCCCAGGACUGCCUGUCUACAACACAUUACCACGACUGCCUGUCUACAACACAUUACCAGGACUGUAUGUCUACAACAUAUUACCAGGACUGCCUUUCUACAACACAUUACCAGGACUGCCUGUCUACAACACAUUCCCAGGACUGCCUGUCUACAACACAUUACCACGACUGCCUGUCUACAACACAUUACCAGGACUGUACGUCUACAACACAUUACCAGGACUGUAUGUCUACAACACAUUACCAGGUCUGUAUGUCUACAACACAUUACCAGGACUGUACGUCUACAACACAUUACCAGGACUGUACGUCUACAACACAUUACCAGGACUGUACGUCUACAACACAUUACCAGGACUGUAUGUCUACAACGCAUUACCAGGACUGCCUGUCUACAACACAUUCCCAGGACUGCCUGUCUACAACACAUUACCACGACUGCCUGUCUACAACACAUUACCAGGACUGCCUGUCUACAAAACAUUACCAGGACUGUAUGUCUACAACACAUUACCAGGCCUGCCUGUCUACAACACAUUCCCAGGACUGCCUGUCUACAACACAUUACCACGACUGCCUGUCUACAACACAUUACCAGGACUGUAUGUCUACAACAUAUUACCAGGACUGCCUGUCUACAACACAUUACCAGGACUCUGUUACCUGUACUACGAGCUCUGUUACCUGUAUUACGAGCUCUGUUACCUGUACUACGAGCUGUGUUACCUGUACUACGAGCUGUGUUACCUGUACUACGAGCUCUGUUACCUGUACUACGAGCUCUGUUACCUGUAUUACGAGCUAUGUUACCUGUAUUACGAGCUCUGUUACCUGUACUACGAGCUGUGUUACCUGUAUUACGAGCUCCGUUACCUGUACUACGAGCUCUGUUACCUGUAUUACGAGCUAUGUUACCUGUAUUACGAGCUCUGUUAUCUGUACUACGAGCUCUGUUACCUGUACCCUAUGAGCUCCGUUACCUGUACUACGGGAGGGAUCUAG
Mizuhopecten yessoensis (Yesso scallop) is the source of this 1227-nucleotide messenger RNA. RefSeq names its product collagen alpha-2(IV) chain-like. The record is from RefSeq and is a predicted model, not a curated record. The transcript is spliced from 3 exons. The coding region runs from base 1 to 1227 and encodes 408 amino acids. Lineage: Eukaryota; Metazoa; Mollusca; Bivalvia; Pectinida; Pectinidae.